This is a messenger RNA of Cinclus cinclus, 2055 nucleotides long. RefSeq names its product transforming growth factor beta activator LRRC32-like. Gene Ontology annotation, molecular function: protein binding. NCBI's taxonomy places the organism in Eukaryota, Metazoa, Chordata, Aves, Passeriformes, Cinclidae. The coding region runs from base 1 to 2055 and encodes 684 amino acids. The transcript is spliced from 3 exons. The record is from RefSeq and is a predicted model, not a curated record.
AUGCAAGAAGCCCUUGAAACAAGAGCCAUGAAACUGUACAUCAUCUUCUUCCUGGCAGCACUGAACAAAGAAACCUCUAACUAUCAACUCUCAGAGGGGGCAUCCUGUGAAAUGGCAAACUCUCAGGCAUUUUGCCACAACAAAGACCUCCACCAAAUCCCUCUUGAGCUCCAUCCAAAUGUAAACAAAAUAGAUCUGUCGGGAAAUCUGAUUCAAAGCAUUCCUGAAAUGUCAUUAUCAUUUUACACUUUCCUUCAGUGUCUGGAUUUAAGCUCUAACCAGAUAAGUUCCAUCACGCCUGGAGUCUUUGCACACAUGAAGAGUUUGCUGGAAAUAAAUUUAGCCAACAAUCACUUAUAUGAACUUGCUCAAAAUGGCACAGAGGGGAUUGGACUCUUACCCAAGGUGGAAAUACUGGACUUGUCCCACAACAGUCUGUACAGUGGGAUGGCUGAGUAUUUCAUUAAAGAAGCUCCAGCACUGCAGUAUCUUUCCUUGGUAGACAACAGUAUUACAAUGAUAUCACAAAAGAUGUUUCAGGGAUCUCCCAAUCUUGUGGAGAUAGAUCUUCAGAGCAACAUCAUCAUGGAAAUAGAAGAAGGUGCUUUUGAGACUCUAGCGAGCUUGUCCAAACUCAAUCUCUCAAAGAAUUCAAUUACUUGCAUCUCUGAUUUUAACCUCAGGCAGCUGGAGAUACUUGACCUUAGCAGGAACAGCAUUGAGACCUUCCAUACCACAAAAUCAGAUGAUGAAUAUAGCUUAAGGUAUUUGGAUCUGAGUGAAAACAAACUGUUUCACUUCCCAGUGUUCCCUCAGGUAAAUAAGCUGGUAUCUCUGAAUUUAUCAAAGAAUUUAAUUCAGCUCACUGCUGAUUCCCCUCAUAAUAAAAUGGACCAUGUGAAAAAUGAAUGGCUAAAUGCUUCUUUCCAUCUUCUUGAUCAGAAGCAAAGUAGAAACAAAAGUUCUCUUUAUUUAUCCCAGCUUGUAUAUUUAGACUUAAGUUAUAAUAAGAUCAAAUCCAUUCCAGAUGAGUUCUUUGAAUCAAUGUUGUCCCUUCACACCCUUAAUCUCAGUAAAAACUGUCUUCAGGCAUUUGCAGUAAGUUAUGACAGCGCAUUGAUCACUUUAACUGUCCUUGACUUGAGCUACAAUGUUUUGCAGAGCCUUCUCCUUGAUGCUGGUGCAUUGUCAAAUUUGAAGGAGCUCUAUAUUCAAAACAACUAUCUUCAAACCCUGCAGUUUGAUAUCUUCUCAAAUCUUCCUAGCCUUAGACUGCUUAAUCUACAGAGCAAUAAUAUCAGCCUUUGCAGCAUGUACUCAGGAUUAGCUAAGCAAAGACUUGCUGGAGAGGAAAGUGGUUGUGUAUCAUUUGUCAGUUCUCCUACUCUUCAGUACUUGUACCUAGCUGACAACAUGCUGAACAUCCUACCAGCAUACAGCUUCUACAAGACUUCUCUGGUUGCCUUGGACCUCUCCAUGAACCCUGGACUGAAAAUAGAACUUAAAGCAUUAUCAGGUCUGGAAAAAUCUCUGGAAUGUUUGUAUUUAUAUGGUAAUAGCCUGAUAGAUUUAAAUAUUGACUUGCCUUGUUUUAGUCACCUUAAACAUUUAAACCUCUCUGAAAAUCAGCUGAGCUGGCUGCCUACGUGGGAUAGUGACUCUCCACUAGAAGUUCUGGACCUACGGAACAACAGGUUCAGUACAUUACAGAACAGCAAUAUUUUAGCAUUAGAAAAUUCACUUAAAAACUUGUAUCUCACCGGGAACCCACUCAGCUGCUGUGGAAACAUCUGGCUUUCAUCAAUGAUCCAGAACAAAAAUGUCCAGAUCCCCAACGUGGAGUAUUUAAUGUGCCAGCACACUCAGAAUUUUGGGUACCAGGAUGAAAUGAACAUCAGGAACAUUAGACCAGAAGACUGUGAAAAAGAGGAUCUGAAGAAAAUCAACUUUCUUAUUAUAUUAACGUUUGUGUUGGUUUUAUCUGUGAUCAUCAUUGGUGUAGGUUCAUUUCUUUGCUUCCGCAGGCAGAACUUUACCCAUCAGUUUAAAGCAUAG